UACUGUUCACCUCGGCCAAAAAUACAACGUAGCUGCCCAUGCUGUAGCACUGUAAAGGCAUCAUCGUCUCCUCUUUCACCACCAGCUCCAGCUCCAGCUCCCUCUCCUCCUCUCACCCUUUUAGCAGCCCCCUUCUCCCCCACACGGCCGGCCGGAGCCCCUCUUGCGGCAAUCCUAAAUUAAUACUCUCCUCUGCCUCACCGGAUUCUGAUCUGGUCCCGAGCCAGCUGAUCGCGACACGUGAGGUGAGGGGGUGGCUGUCGGAGGUUGGCGCGUGGAUGGGAGUUCAGACAAUGUCGUCCCUCGGCAGCGGCGGCGGCGGGGGCGGCGGGGGAGGGGCCCUGGCGCGGCAGGGGUCCCUGUACGGCCUCACGCUCAACGAGGUGGAGAGCCACCUGGGCGAGCCGCUGUGGAGCAUGAACCUGGAGGACCCCCUGCGCACGGUGCUCCCCGCCGCCGCCGCCGACGCUGAGCCGCGCGGCGCCGGGACGGGAAAGAAGACGGUGGACGAGGUGUGGCGCGACAUCGAGAGCGCCGGCCGCGGCCGCCAGCCGACGGUGGGCGAGAUGACGCUGGAGGACUUCCUCUCGCGCGCCGGCGUGCCCGUCGCCGGGGGCUGCGCCGGCGCGCAUUGGCCCCUCAGGCGUCGGCGCCGGCCCCGUGCUGGACGCCGUGUACGAGGGCGGCGCUAGUUUAUUACUACUGCUGUAAAGUUUAGCUACGUAUCAUCAGGCUUUUGGUUACCGCUCUAAAUUUCAAGAUUUACCAUAGUUACCGCGUAUUUGCAAGCUCUGUGUAUUUUGAAUUUAAACGCUCAAUGUGGAGACACCGGAUUCCAUCG
Molecule: messenger RNA, 841 nt
Organism: Triticum aestivum (bread wheat)
Lineage: Eukaryota; Viridiplantae; Streptophyta; Magnoliopsida; Poales; Poaceae
Product: ABSCISIC ACID-INSENSITIVE 5-like protein 3
Exons: 2
Coding region: 279-692 (137 amino acids)
Biological process (GO): positive regulation of DNA-templated transcription
Cellular component (GO): nucleus
Molecular function (GO): DNA-binding transcription factor activity
Source: RefSeq, a predicted model, not a curated record